This is a messenger RNA of Penicillium vulpinum, 1419 nucleotides long. RefSeq lists its product as uncharacterized. Gene Ontology annotation, molecular function: transmembrane transporter activity. Gene Ontology annotation, biological process: transmembrane transport. Gene Ontology annotation, cellular component: membrane. Lineage: Eukaryota; Fungi; Ascomycota; Eurotiomycetes; Eurotiales; Aspergillaceae. The record is from RefSeq and is a predicted model, not a curated record. The coding region runs from base 1 to 1419 and encodes 472 amino acids. The transcript has 7 exons.
AUGUCUGAAAGCCAAGAUACUGAGAAGGACACCGGUGGAGAUUGCAUCCCUCUGGAGUAUUCAGAUGAGAUUGCUCAACCAACCAAGGAGGAAUGUGCACGAGUGUAUAGAAAAAUUGACAGGCGGAUCCUACCAUUUUUGGCAGUGACCUAUCUAUUAUGCUACCUUGAUCGAACGAAUAUCGGAAAUGCGCAAGUCUUGAACAAUGGCACUGGCGAUGAUCUGCUGACCUCUAUUGACAUGAACGACCAUCAAUAUCGCAUUGCCCUUAUGUUAUUUAUGGUGGCAUAUUCUCUAUUUGAGGCACCAAGCAACUUGGCAAUGAAAACUUUCACUCCUCCAGUUUGGCUAGCGUUUCUUGUCAUUUGUUUCGGCGCACUGUGCGCAGGGAUUGGAGGAUCAAACAAUGCCUCAACACUCAUGGCUCUCCGAUUUCUCUUGGGUGCAUCGGAAGCUGGCGUGUACCCGGGAAUGAUCUUUUUUCUUAGCUUCUGGUACGGGCCGCGCGAACGAGCCAUCCGGAUCGCGAUCUUUCUUUGCAGUGCCACACUAGCAGGCGCCUUCGGAGGCGCUAUUGCCUACGGAGUAGCUCAUAUGAACGGCGCUGGAGGAUUACAAGCGUGGCGAUGGCUUUUCAUUAUCGAAGGUUUACCAUGUUUCAUCCUAGCAGUUGCUAUUUUCUUUUUCUUGCCCAGCUACCCAGAAAAGGCCACAUGGCUCACUGCGGAGGAAAAGGCCAUUCUCAAAGCAUCUUUCAGCAGUAAUAUGGCACGAGGUGAUGACAAGCUCAACUGGUCCGAUGCGAAGGCUACUAUCAAGGAUCCUCGGCUGUGGGUUCACUAUAUUAUUUAUUCUUUGGUCGGAAUUGGCGUCUCAUCGCUCUCAUUAUUUGCUCCGGCAAUUAUCCAGGGAAUCGGAUACACUGGACUUGAGGCGCAGCUCUUCACCAUUCCACCUUACGCGUGCGCAUAUUUUGUUGCUCUCACAGCGGCAUACAUAUCCGAUAAAUUUGUAUGUCGAGGGUUGGUUGCUGCGAUAUUCGGGUUUACGGGAUUUGUUACGUUUCUCAUUCCUGCGUGCAUCCCUAGUCCAUCACUUCACUUUCGUUACGCUAUGCUUGUGCUCAGUGCAUGUUCUGUAUUUGGGUCACUACCUGCACUGUGUGCGUGGGUUUCGGAUAAUGUUCACAACACUACUGCGGCGUCGGUAGCGAGCGGGCUGAAUAUUGCUUUUACUGGACCCGGUCAAAUUAUAGGGGUGUGGAUCUAUCAGAGUCGACAGGCUCCUCGGUACCAGACAGGUCAUGCUGUCAAUGCUGCUAGUCAAUUCCUGGCAAUGAUAUUGGCGUUGGGCCUUUGGGUUUAUUAUCGACGGCAGAAUGCAAAGCUUGCUCCAGGUCAGCAGAAGUGGGUGCCAUGA